Messenger RNA from Paramecium sonneborni, 260 nucleotides. NCBI's taxonomy places the organism in Eukaryota, Ciliophora, Oligohymenophorea, Peniculida, Parameciidae. The record is from the annotation of a GenBank genome assembly.
CAUGUUAAAUAAGGUAUUCAUUUUAAAAUAAUACAAAUAAUAUAGAAAAUAUUUCUCAGGUUUUUCUUCGGAAAUUUAAAAUUCAAAGUUCCUCUACAUCAGUCUCUUGAUCAAUCAUAUCAAUUAUAAUAUUGUUUUGACAUUGAUAAAGCGUCUAUUGUUUUAUUUUGAAUGGGAAAGUAUAUAAUUUGAUAGAUCUUAAAAUUGAACAUCCUCAUCAGUAAGAAUUUCAAGUUUGAGAAAUUAACCUUUUAUAAAUA